AUGGCUCCGGUUUAUUUGCUGCUGCUGCAAACUGUUGUUGUUUGGGCUUCAAACUAUGGAUACGUGGAGUGGUCUGACAGUGACAGAGACGACAAGAACCCCCCUGUCUUCAGCACACAAAACAUCUAUCGGGAGUCGCUCCACAACCCCACGUUUGACUCGCAUGCUCCAGCCACAGAGCGCGCAGUAGUGGCGCACAAGAUUGAGGAGGACUUGCCCCGAGUGGUGACCGCCUUCUUGCACACGGGGGACUCUUCCGCGCUCAGGCAGGUGAACUGCUCACGAAGGUAUGAGCUCAGCAGCCUGAAAGGCGGCCUACACGUGGCUUCGCACUACUCCUUCCAUAGCAUCUUGGCUACAGUUGCGCACGCCACCAACUUCCUAAACGUGAUACUUCAAACGAACAGGUCCCGAGAACGCACUGUACACCGGGACAUCCACUUGUACCAUGCAUUGGUUCAGAGCAUCCUAGAAGGAGAUCCCAAAAUCCACAGGGCAGUUGUUACUUUUCACUCUGACGCUCAGACCUCGGGUCCUCACAUCUUUUUACAGGCUACAAGAACUGAGAAGGAUGUUGUGUUACAGGACUUUUCUGCCUCCGCACAUAGGCGCCUCAGAAACAGAAGUCCUGAGUCAGACUGGUUUAAUGACAUAAGAGACGGGAGAUCCCCCACGCACAAGAAGGAACUGUCAGGCUCAAAGGGAGAAAGUUACUUACUGGACAAGAACCAGAUCAAAUGGUCUGCCCCUUAUUUGGAGUGUGAGCACGGCGCCUUUGUGCCCUAUUGGCUUCUCACGCUGUCUGCAGGCUUCUAUGGGCUCAAGAAUAACUCUGCGCCUGAAUUCAGAGGUGUUGUGCGUGUGGACGUGAACUUACAGGAUGUGGACAUUGACCAGUGUUCGAGCAGCGGCUGGUUCGCUGGCACUCACCGCUGUAAUCUCACCAGCAUGGAGUGCACCCCCAUCGAGGGUCAUGGCUUUGUGUUGGACAAGUACAAGUGCCAAUGUCGCAGUGGGUUCUUCCAUCCCAGUCGAGUGCCUCUCAGUGGAUACAAAAGUAAAGAGGACUCCUUGGAGGCCUCCAGCAGGUGUCUGCCGUGCCGGGAGGGGUGCCCCUUCUGCCAGGACGACUCCCCGUGUGUGGUGCAGGAGGACGGGGCGCUGCGACUGUCUGUGGCCUCUCUGCAGGGGCUCUGCAUGCUGCUGGACCUGGCCUGCAUGGUGGCCCUCUACCACCUCCGCAGGACCAAGAGCAUCCGCACAUCUGGACUCGUGCUGCUGGAGGCCAUCUUAUCUGGGGCUCUGCUGCUCUACUUUCCAGUGAUGAUCCUGUACUUCAACCCCAGUGUGUUCCGCUGUAUCCUCCUGCGCUGGGUCCGUCUGCUGGGGUUUACCAUUAUGUACGGCACCAUGGUCCUCAAGCUGUACAGGGUGUUGAAGGUGUUCUUGUCCCGCACCGCUCAGAGGACGCCGUACAUGACCAGUUGGCGCGUGAUGCGUCUUCUUUUGGUCAUCCUGUUGGUGGCGCUGUGGUUCCUGGUGGCCUGGACCUCAGCUGUGUGUCAGAGAGCAGACCUGACUCAGGUCCUGAUCAGCGCUGGGCUCACUGCAGACAGACUGCAGUUCAGCAUGUGUCUGCUGGACAGCUGGGACUACAUGCUGGCUGUGGCUGAGUUUUUGUUCCUGCUCUGGGGCUUGUACUUGUGCUACGCGGUACGGACGGUACCCUCUGCGUUCAACGAGCCACGGUACAUCACGGUCGCCAUCUACAACGAGCUCGUGGUGUCGGCCAUCUUCCAAAUCCUCCGAUUCUCUCUGGCCCCAGGACUUCACCCGGACUGGAUGUUCAUGUUGUUCUUCGCUCACACUCAUCUGACCGUCACCGUCACUCUGUGUCUGCUGCUCGUGCCUAAGUUUUUGGCCAAAGGGACUCAGGCGCGGGACGACAUUGCCACUGAAGCGUUUGAGGAGGAGCUGGACAUGGGGAGAUCCGGUUCAUAUUUAAACAACAGCAUCACGUCAGCCUGGAGCGAGCACAGCCUGGACCCUGAGGAUAUAAGGGAUGAGUUGAAAAAGCUGUAUGCUCAACUCGAAGUCCAUAAGAGAAAGAAGAUGCUCGCCAAUAACCCUCACCUCCAGAAGAAACGUAACUCUAAAAAAGGCCUGGGCCGCACGCUGAUGAAGCGCAUCACCGAGAUCCCCGAGACCAUGCACCUGCACCGGCAGGGCAGCCGCGAGGAGGGCAGCGAGCACGGCAGCACACGGAGCACGCUGCGGAGAGGGGCCUUUGAGCCGAGCCACCACGGUAAAUCACGGGACGACUCUCUGAGGAACAAAGUCAUGGCCUUAAAGAAGUCCCUGAGCUACGACCAUGUGUGCGACCAGGAGGGUGCGGCCCCCAGUCCCAGUGGCUCUUCUGGAGGAGAGAAAAUGAUGCCUGUCGGAGGGGGAGAAGGAUCGUUUCUGGGAUCACUAAUUGGUCGAAGACAUGCCAAAAAACAAAUGGACACCCCCGUGAUCCAGACCCUCCAACCUGCUGAAUCCACAGAGUCCGUCCCCCUCUUUUGGAAAUCUGCCAGUGCCCACAAUCUCACCCACGAGAAGAAACCAGUCCAACUGCGCACCACCAUCAUGCAGAAGUCUCUGAGUGUCAUCUCCAGCGCUAAAGAGAAGAUGCCUGGUCUGGCCAACAAGACCAGUGCAGAGGAGGCCAACAAGAGGGGUCCAAAAGGGCAAGAGGGGGGCGCCCUGGCAGAGGUGGAUGAGACCCCAGAACAAUUUUCAAAGAUGAUUGUGAGCCAGUCUGUGGAGUACUCCAAAACACCCCUCAAGAUGGGCAUCAUGAAGCAGCAGGUGAGUGGCAGCCAGCCCUCCAUCUGCUCUGAGACUGGGAGGAGCCUGUACGAUGUGUCGGAGGUGUGUCCGUGGGACACAGACGAUAAUCAGACCCCCACGUCGGAAGUGAAGGCCCAAAAACACGUCUCUAUCGCCCCGGGAGAGGCCCUCGCGUGUCGCCGCGGCAGCUCCUCCAGCAGCACCAAGGGGGGGCGCUCUCAGCAGAGACACAAAACGGGACAAUCACCAGCCAACAGAAGAAGAAGCAGGGAUAAAGGAGCAGAGGACUCCAGAGAACCACGCAAACCCAAAGGCCCCAAGUCUCCACUGCCUUUGAAACCAGACGUGUGCCCAUGGGAGUUCGAGGAGCAGCCUGCCCUGGGACCAGAAGGCAUUUCUCCAGAGCGAAUCCGGCGAAAGAAAAGCGUCACACCCACUGACGGCAAACCCAAAACUCUGCACUCAGACCACUCCAAGUCCACAGGGAGCCUGCUGCAGCCUCCGUCGCUCACCGUGGACAUUUGCCCAUGGGAUUACUCCAGCCCCCCAUCGCCCAAACAGGAGCGCGGGUGCAACAGUCCCAGCACGCACAAGAAGAAGCGGAAAGGCUCGUGCUCCUCCAAUCACAAAGCAGAGAAGGAGAAGAGCAGAGAGAGGCGAAGCUCCUCCAGCAAACCGUCUUCAGAGAGGAGGAGGGUCAGUCAGUCCUCCGAGUGUCCAGCGGGUGCAGAGCGGAGGAGGAGCUCGUCCAGAGACCCAGAGGUGGUGUAUCGGGACAGUGAAGCCUCUCGCAGCGCACAGACUAAGCCCCCCGCGGAGAGGAAGAGGUCUGCUGUGAUCAGUGCCCCCAACAUGGUGGACGUCUGCCCCUGGGACUUCCCUGAUCCAGACUCUGCAGGGAGGCUGUGA
Knipowitschia caucasica is the source of this 3744-nucleotide messenger RNA. The record is from the annotation of a GenBank genome assembly. NCBI's taxonomy places the organism in Eukaryota, Metazoa, Chordata, Actinopteri, Gobiiformes, Gobiidae.